Daldinia caldariorum is the source of this 1299-nucleotide messenger RNA. RefSeq lists its product as uncharacterized. NCBI's taxonomy places the organism in Eukaryota, Fungi, Ascomycota, Sordariomycetes, Xylariales, Hypoxylaceae. Gene Ontology annotation, molecular function: protein binding. Bases 273 to 1139 code for a protein of 288 amino acids. The transcript has 3 exons. The record is from RefSeq and is a predicted model, not a curated record.
CCUCAGAUCUGAAGUGGCCUCUGCAGUCUUCCGGUCUUGUGAGUAUUCCAUUGGUCACCUACAUUAGGUACGCAUCUAAAGCGGUCUUGUUUCAAGUAUCAUAUUGCGAUCUCCAAUCAUUGCACGACGUACUGCAGGCUUAGUUGUCGAUGCUGCCUGCUGAGAACCCCGCAUACAUACAGCAAAGCCUGAGCCUUAUAUACAAACGAGCUCACCAUCUCGAUCUUCAAUGUUAGAAUCCCUUAAACAUAUUACUUAGUUACGAAUAAGAAAUGGCGAACGUCCCAUAUGAAAUUAUCGCGGCUUCAAAGCCUUUCCGAUUUCUCGUCGGACCGGACAAGAAGGAGUUCUUCAUGCAUGCCAAGCUAGUCGCGCGGAUGUCCAAGCCCCUCUACGCUCUGGUCAACGGCGAAUGGAAAGAGGCAAAAGAGAGCUUCACAGAAUGGCCCGAAGUCGACGAAGGGACCUUCGCCCGGUUUUGCGAAUUUGCGUAUACGGGAGAUUAUACAGUCCCGGAGCCAUUCAAAGAUGCGCUUGCAGAGCUGAAAAAUAAGAAUAAAAUCCGUGAGGACGACAAUUUCGAUUUGUGGGGGGGGAGCUUUACGAACAAUGGGUUCGGUACUCACGGCGGUCUGUCCAAGAAGAAAAAGAAGUCCAGCUCAAUAUUCGAUCAGUCAGUUGUAAGAUCAGGGUCUUCCGGCGACAGGGACAGGAUGUGGGAGCAGUUCCGGCAAGACGUGAGCGACGAGCCGGACCACCGGGCGAAGGAGAGCGCGAACACGGACCCGUCGCUCAACUACUCGGAGGUGCUGCUAGCGCAUGCGCGGCUAUACGCCCUCGCAGACUGCUACGACGUCUCGGCGCUCGCGGAGCUCAGCGUGCGCAAGCUGCACCGGACCCUCAAGGUGUUCGAGCUGCACAAGGGGGUCCGGGCGACCGACGUCGCGCAGCUCAUCGACUACGCGUACAAGAACACGAUGAACAAGGGCGCCGGAGAGGAUAAGCUGAGAGGCGUGCUCGCGACGUACACCGCGUGCAAUAUCGAGGAGAUGUGGCCCAAUUUGUAUUUCCAGGACGUGCUGGAGUCGCCCGAGGUUUCGAAGGCUAUUAUCGCACAGCUGCUUCGGAGGUUGAAUUAGUCGCGCUUGCGAUAGACGAUCCAGUAGUAUCUGUUUCUUUUGAUUUGCAGACGUUAAAAUUACGGACGGGGAGGCUUGAUAUAUGUAUGUAGUCCCCAUGAUAAACUCAUUCAUGAUACUGCGCUCCGCUAUGGUAGAACGAGAGCCCGCUAUAUAUAGC